Molecule: messenger RNA, 1853 nt
Organism: Centruroides sculpturatus (bark scorpion)
Lineage: Eukaryota; Metazoa; Arthropoda; Arachnida; Scorpiones; Buthidae
Product: sodium/potassium-transporting ATPase subunit alpha-like
Exons: 9
Coding region: 467-1726 (419 amino acids)
Biological process (GO): proton transmembrane transport; intracellular sodium ion homeostasis; intracellular potassium ion homeostasis
Cellular component (GO): membrane
Molecular function (GO): P-type sodium:potassium-exchanging transporter activity; ATP binding; ATP hydrolysis activity
Source: RefSeq, a predicted model, not a curated record
UGCUAUCACAGCUUACUGCUCAUCUUUGAUGUAAACUGCUUGAUUCACAUUCACCUGAUAGUAAAGCAGCCAUGUUAAUAUUAUCAAAUCUAUUAACAGGAGUGAGCUAUCAAGUUGAAACUUGCAGUACAAGACACAGAGAGUGAAGGCUAUAUCUAGCAAUGCAUAUGUAGCUUGCAUUACAUUUUCAGUAAAAUGUUAUAACUGUACUCUGAAUAAUCAUUGUAAUAAUAUCUUUGUAACAAAAGUUAGAUUGUAUUCAGAGCAAUUUUAACCAAGAGCAUGAAUGCUUGACAAUAUACUGUGAUAAAAGUCAUUAAAAAAUAAAUUAUAUUAUAAAAUUUUAUAAUUUCUUGAUAAUUUAAUAUAUACAUACAAACUAUAAAAAUAAUAAGUUAAAUGUUUGUAGUAUAUGAUAAAAUCAUAGAAAAUUAUAUGAUAUAUUCCACUGGAAGAAUAUCUAUGAAUGUUUUUAGGAAUUCAGUAUGAUAAAAGUUCCCCUGGUUGGAAGUUUCUAUCAAGAGCAGCAUGUUUAUGCAGUAGAGCUGAUUUUAAACCUGGACAAGAAAAUGUUCCAAUUUUAAAAAGAGAAUGUACUGGUGAUGCAUCAGAAACAGCAAUAAUGAAGUGCAUGGAGUUAGCUGUUUCUAAUGUUGUUAGUUAUCGCCAGAGAAAUCCUAAAGUUUGUGAAAUUCCAUUUAAUUCAACAAAUAAAUAUCAUGUAACUAUUCAUGAAACUGAAGAUUCUGAUGAUCCUAGUUAUAUUUUAUGUAUGAAAGGAGCACCUGAACGAAUUUUAGAUAGAUCUUCAACAAUAUUUAUUAAUGGAGAGGAGAAAGAAUUGGAUGAAGAAAUGAAGGAUGCAUUUAAUAAUGCAUACUUAGAAUUAGGUGGCUUAGGAGAACGUGUUAUUGGUUUUUGUGAUUAUAAGUUGCCCUCAGACAAAUAUCCACCUGGUUAUCCAUUUGACCCAGAUGAACAGAAUUUUCCUCUAAGUAAUCUUAGAUUUCUUGGUUUGGUAUCUAUGAUUGAUCCACCUCGAGCUGCAGUACCAGAUGCAGUAGCAAAAUGCCGUAGUGCUGGUAUUAAGGUUAUUAUGGUUACUGGAGAUCAUCCAAUUACUGCCAAAGCAAUUGCUAAAGCAGUUGGAAUUAUUUCUGAAGGAAAUGAAACUGUAGAAGACAUUGCUCAAAGAUUAAAUAUUCCAAUAGACGAUGUUAAUCCAAGAGAUGCUAAAGCAGCAGUAAUUCAUGGCUCUGAAUUAAGAGAAAUGACAAUGGAACAAUUAGAAGAUGUGCUGAGUAAUCACACGGAAAUUGUAUUUGCACGAACUUCUCCUCAACAGAAAUUGAUAAUAGUAGAAGGAUGUCAAAGAUUAGGUGCUAUUGUAGCUGUUACUGGAGAUGGUGUUAAUGAUUCUCCUGCCUUAAAAAAAGCUGAUAUAGGAGUAGCCAUGGGAAUUGCAGGAAGUGAUGUUAGUAAACAAGCAGCAGAUAUGAUUUUAUUAGAUGAUAAUUUUGCAUCAAUUGUCACUGGAGUAGAAGAAGGAAGGCUUAUAUUUGACAAUUUGAAGAAAUCUAUAGCUUAUACACUUACAAGCAAUAUUCCAGAGAUCACUCCAUUUUUACUUUUUAUUUUAGCUGAUGUCCCUUUACCUUUAGGUACUGUUACAAUUUUAUGCAUUGAUUUGGGAACUGAUUUGUAUCCGCUCUUCGUCACUGCUUGAAAUGUGUUGAAAGUGUGAGAUGGUAUUGAUGUUGUUCGUUUGGUGUUGAUUAAUGUGCCUGUUACUGUUGUGCAACCUCCACAUUAUUUGCAUGUUGUGAGUUCCAAAUAUAUUGAGUUAAAAUCAU